CAAAACUUCUUUCCUUCCAUUUCUCCAAAUCAAAGACACUCAGAACAAACAACAGCAGUAAGAAAUGGGCAACUGUCUCAGACACGAACCUCCCAUGCAGUGGGCCGGCGAGGACUGGGGCUCUCUGGCGCCGCCCACCCACUUUUCCGGCGACACCCAUCACGAAAUCUCCUCCGACAAGGCCAUGAAAGGGGAGAAAGACUCUCUUCUUAAAGAAAACCCAGGCUUCUCUUCUUCUUCUUCUUCUUCUUCUUCUUCCUCCUCGACUACGACAGAGGUGAAGGUGAAGAUCUCAAAGAAGCAGUUGGAGGAGUUGUUGGGUAAGGUGGACGUACAGGGGCUCACGGUGCACCAGGUCCUCCAACACCUCAUGAACGUCAGUGAUCGAUUCGAGACCGAACACCGCUCCUGGCGGCCUGCCCUUCAGAGCAUUCCGGAGGUCAAUUGAUGGCUGUGGUGAUGGCGAACAUGAAAGUGGUGGCCUAGAGGUUGUAGAGAAUCCCUCUCCCCAUCGCCCCUUUUUUGUUUUUGUUUUUGUUUUUGUUUUUCAUGUUUUAUGUAUAAUUUUGUUUUCAUUGUAUAUAGAAAAGAAAAACAGAGCUAUAAAUUUCAUGAAACCCUCUGGUUUUUGAGAGAUUAUUGUAAAGAUUAAGUAAAAAAAGUUUAAAUUUAGACACCUUUUCUUA
This is a messenger RNA of Vitis riparia (riverbank grape), 686 nucleotides long. RefSeq lists its product as uncharacterized. Lineage: Eukaryota; Viridiplantae; Streptophyta; Magnoliopsida; Vitales; Vitaceae. The transcript has a single exon. Bases 65 to 448 code for a protein of 127 amino acids. The record is from RefSeq and is a predicted model, not a curated record.